Cololabis saira (Pacific saury) is the source of this 3143-nucleotide messenger RNA. Its product is annotated as NLR family CARD domain-containing protein 3-like. The coding region runs from base 95 to 2770 and encodes 891 amino acids. The transcript has 9 exons. NCBI's taxonomy places the organism in Eukaryota, Metazoa, Chordata, Actinopteri, Beloniformes, Belonidae. Gene Ontology annotation, molecular function: protein binding. The record is from RefSeq and is a predicted model, not a curated record.
ACUGAUAAAAGUAUUCAGAGUUCAGACUCCAUGUUGGUGGACGGAGCAGCAGAGACCAGAUUCAAAGGUCGGUGUUCCUGGUUCAUGUCUCUGAAUGACUGAAGUCCAGAAGAUGGAGGAUUGUGUGGAGAAAGAGGAGGAGAGACCAGAGUCUCCAGGAUCCAUCAGUGUCUCUAUGAAGAGUGACCGGUCCAAUGAAGAACCUCCGUACUUCAGUAAAGAACCUGGACCUUCAGACACAAAAGGUCGGUACUGCAGUCAGAGACCAGAGUCUCCAGGAUCCAUCUGUCUGUCCCUGAAGAGUGACUGGUCCAUGGGAAAACCUGCAAACUUCAGUAAAGAACCUGGACCUUCAGACCCAAGACGGAGCUCAGACCAGUCGGCUUCAUCGAAAUAUCUGGGACAUGGAAUAAGAUCCAGAGGAAGCUCUUCACAAGCAGAUGCUGGUCUGCAGCAGGUCCUAGAUGAACAUAAGACCAGUCUGAGGAGCAGAUGUGAACAUGUGACUGAAGGAACUGAUGAACCAGGAAGUAGAACCCCCCUCAACAGGAUCUACACGGAGCUCUUCAUCACAGAGGGACUGAGUGAAGAGGUUGAUACCCAACAUGAGGUGAGGCAGCUGGAGACAGCUUCCAGGAUGAAGAGCCUCCAUGACGCUCCAAUCAGGUGCCAGGACAUCUUUAAAGCCUUACCUGACCAACGUGGAGCCAUCAGAGUGGUUCUGACCAACGGCGUCGCUGGCGCUGGGAAAACCUUCUCGGUUCAGAAGUUCUCUCUGGACUGGGCCGAGGGCUCGGAGAACCAAGACGUCACCGUGGUGAUUCUGCUCUCGUUCAGGGAGCUGCACCUGAUCGGAGAUGAGCAGCUCAGUCUUCUCAGGCUGAUCCAGGUUUUCCAUCCAUCGUUGCAGAAGCUCACAGCAGAGCAGCUGGCUGCCGGGAAACCGUUGUUCAUCUUUGACGGCCUGGAUGAAAGCAGACGUUCCCUGGACUUCAACAACGGUCCGGUCGUGUCUGACGUCACACAGAGCUCCUCGGUCAACGUGCUGCUGACCAACCUCAUCCAGGGGAACCUGCUUCCCUCAGCUCUCAUCUGGAUCACUUCCAGACCUGCAGCAGCCAAUCAGAUCCCUCACAAACACGUGGACAGGCUGACAGAAGUACGAGGCUUCACCGACGGCCAGAAGGAGGAAUACUUCAGGAGGAGGUUCGGGGAUGAAGAGCGGUCCAGCAGCAUCGUCUCCCACAUGAAGACAUCCAGAACCCUCCACAUCAUGUGUCAACUCCCGGUCUUCUGCUGGAUCACUGCUACAGUUCUGGACCACAUGUUGACCACAGAGCAGAGAGGAGAGCUGCCCCAGACCCUGACUGACAUGUUCUCCCACUUCCUGCUGGUCCAGACCAAGAGGAAGAGGAACAAGUACCAGGAGGGACAUGAGACGAGUCCACAGGAGCUGACGGAGGCUGACAGGGACCUUCUCCUGAAGCUGGGGAGGCUGGCGUUUGAACAUCUGGAGAAAGGAAACAUCAUGUUCUACCAAGAAGACCUGGAGCAGUGUGGUCUUGAUGUCCCAGAGGCCUCGGUGUACUCAGGAGUUUGUACCCAGAUCUUCAGGAGAGAGUGUGAGGUCUUCCAGAAACCCGUCUACUGCUUUGUUCAUCUGAGCAUCCAGGAGUUCCUGGCUGCAGUCUACGUGCUCCACUGUUGGUCCACCAGGAACAAACGUGUGCUGAAGAACUUCCUGGGAGAAGACUACUACAGAUACUUAUCUCUGGAUAACUUCCUGAAGAGAGUCAUGUGGAAAUCCCUGGAGAGUGAAAAUGGCCACCUGGACCUGUUUGUCCGCUUCCUUCAUGGUCUUUGUGUGGAGUCCAACCAGAGACUGUUAGGAGGUCUGCUGAACCAGACGGAGAACGAUCCAGAAACCAUCCAGAGAGUCAUCAACAACCUGAAGGAGAUGAACACUGACAGAAUCUCUCCUGACAGAAGCAUCAACAUGUUCCAGUGUCUGAUGGAGAUGAACGACCUCUCAGUUCAUCGGCAGAUCCAAGAGUUCCUGAAGUCAGAGAACAGAUCAAGGGAGUACCUCUCUGAGAUCCAGUGUUCAGCUCUGGCCUACAUGCUGCAGAUGUCGGAGGAGGUUCUGGAUGAGUUGGUCCUGAGCAAGUACAAGACAACACCAGGGGGUCGAUGGAGACUGAUUCCAGCUGUGAGGAACUGCAGAAAGGCUCGAUUUGUUAAUUGUCUGCUCUCAGAGAUUGAAUGUGAAGUUGUUGCGUCCGCUCUGAAUUCCAACCCUUCCCAUCUGACUGAACUGGACCUGAGUUGGAACCGGAGCCUGCAGGAUUCAGGAGUGAAGGUUCUGUCUGGUGGACUGGAGAGUCCAAACUGUAGACUGGAGGCUCUGGGGUUGUGGGGCUGCGGUCUGUCAGAGAUCAGCUGCUCUUCUCUGGUCUCAGCUCUGAAGUCCAACCCCUCCCAUCUGAAACAUCUGGACCUGGGUGGGAACGAGAACCUGCAGGAUUCAGGAGUGAAACAUCUGUGUGGAUUUCUGGAGAGUCCAGACUGCAGACUGGAGACUCUGAGAUUGUGGAGGUGCAGUCUGUCAAAGAUCAGCUGUUCUUCUCUGGUCUCAGCUCUGAAGUCCAACCCCUCCCAUCUGAAACAUCUGGAGCUGUGUAACAACAACCUGAAGGCUGCAGAUGUGAAGCAGCUUUCUGAUCUGGUGAAGAGUCCAGACUACCAGCUGAAGACUAUCAGCUGGAGAUGAUGAGAGAGUCCAGGACGGAUGAGUCGUGUCCUGAUCGUCCUCAGAGUUGAAGCAUAACCAGUUUGUGUGGACAGACUGGACCGUGAUGAUGAUGAUGAUGAUGAUGAUGAUGAUGAUGAUGAUGAUGAUGAUGCAGAUGAUGAUGUGCAUAGUUUCUGAAUUCCAGCGUUCUACAAACUUCUCAUAUAUUCAUUUAUUUCAUGUUAGGUCAAAACGUCUUUAUUGUUAUUAUAUUAAUGUUAAAAAACAAUACAUCAAAAUGUAGCCUUUAAUUUGAACUUGAGUUUCAUUCCUUAUGAGUGGAGUCGGAUUAUGGAGGAUCGGUGUCUUCGUAAGUGGCUAGUGAGUGCACUAUGAGAGGAUAGUUGUGAGU